Molecule: messenger RNA, 183 nt
Organism: Racocetra persica
Lineage: Eukaryota; Fungi; Glomeromycota; Glomeromycetes; Diversisporales; Gigasporaceae
Source: the annotation of a GenBank genome assembly
AUGGUCUUUUUUUCGGACGAAUCAAGUCAAAACAUUCCUAUUCCAAACAAUAUGGUUUGUAAAGACUUAACAAAUAAAAAAAACAAUCCAAAAAUGCCGAACACUGAAUAUUUUAUGAUUACUAAUCAGAAUAAAUAUGCUUUAAAGUAUUAUGGAUAUUAUAUUUGUGGUAUGACAACUAAA